Messenger RNA from Pygocentrus nattereri (red-bellied piranha), 3375 nucleotides. RefSeq names its product solute carrier family 7 member 8b (gene slc7a8b). Lineage: Eukaryota; Metazoa; Chordata; Actinopteri; Characiformes; Serrasalmidae. The record is from RefSeq and is a predicted model, not a curated record. Gene Ontology annotation, biological process: amino acid transmembrane transport; neutral amino acid transport. Gene Ontology annotation, molecular function: neutral L-amino acid transmembrane transporter activity; L-amino acid transmembrane transporter activity. Gene Ontology annotation, cellular component: membrane.
CUCGGUGAAACUAACAAAGCGGAGAAAUGGCGAGUAAAGCGAAACGGCUCGGAAAUUAGCGUUACUUUGUGUAGUCUGAGGUAGAGGUGGGUAGAAAUGUCGACUCAGUGUUGGCGAGCUUACACCUGGAGACUGAAGAGGUGUUUAAAUUAGUUUUCGGAGUAAAUUAACGUUAACGUCCUUCUCAAGUGCUUUUAGCUAACGUUAGCUAACGUUACUUCUGCUCAAGUAGCUGUACCUCGGUAUCUAAGUCAUUCUGUUGAACCAGGACUGCUAGGCUGUCACUUCCACCUUUCACUUUGGAGUUUUCUUAGACCAAAAAAAACACAAAUAAGACCAAUAAAAGCUCCAGUUCCUGUGCUGACAGGUGCUGGUUUGCCGUUCUUCGGUGAACCUGGUUCCUUUCUCGUUUGCUCACUGAAGAACUGUUUACUUCAGCGUGAAUUUGGGCUGUUCUGCCCACCUCGCUGAAACUUUGGUAGUUACGCUAUUAUGUGGUGCGAAAUGUCCCGUUUCGCCUGAGAAAUUGGGUCUUUUUUCAAGUGAAAAUGUUGAGUGUAGAUGUGAAGCCUGCAGGAAGUGAACGCUGCUCUUGGCAGGACAGACCCCUCGCAGAACAGACCUGCUUGGACGAAGGGAUAAACCUGUAUUCGCUUCUCCCGGCGCCCUUUCGCACAGAGCCUAGAGAAGGCUGAGUUGCAGCUGUGGUAGAAGAAGAUACUGUUUCAAGCUACCUGCUGGAAAGAUGGGCGAUGGUCCUCGACAGAGGGGGUCACCAGGACCCCCCACUGACCCUAGCACGGAAAGCUCAGCCGUGGCCUUGAAGAAGGAGAUCGGCCUCGUCAGCGCUUGUGGUAUCAUCGUGGGUAACAUCAUUGGGUCUGGGAUCUUUGUUAGUCCAAAGGGAGUCCUGGAGAACGCCAGUUCAGUGGGUCUGGCUCUCAUUAUAUGGAUCACCACAGGGAUCAUCACUGCCAUCGGAGCGCUGUGCUAUGCUGAGCUGGGAGUCACUAUUCCAAAGUCAGGAGGAGACUACUCUUAUGUUAAGGACAUCUUUGGAGGCCUAGCUGGGUUCUUGAGGCUGUGGAUAGCAUUGUUGGUCAUCUAUCCCACCAACCAGGCCGUCAUUGCCCUCACCUUCUCCAACUACGUUCUGCAGCCUCUCUACCCCUCCUGCUUUGCACCAGAAAGCGGCCUGCGUCUACUCGCUGCUGUUUGCCUCUUGUUGUUGACAUGGGUGAACUGCUUCAGCGUGCGCUGGGCAACACGGGUACAGGACAUCUUCACUGCUGGCAAGCUUCUGGCCUUAGGACUCAUCAUCGUCAUGGGCAUCGUGCAGAUAUGCAAGGGGCAUUUUUACUGGCUGGAACCAGCCCAUGCAUUUGAGCCUUUCCAGGAGUACGACGUGGGCCGCAUUGCUCUGGCCUUCCUGCAGGGAUCCUUUGCAUAUGGAGGAUGGAAUUUUCUCAACUACGUUACAGAGGAGCUCAUUGAUCCGCACAAGAACCUACCUCGGGCGAUCUUCAUCUCCAUACCACUGGUCACCUUUGUUUACGUGUUUGCAAAUGUGGCAUAUGUCACAGCCAUGAGCCCAAAUGAGCUGCUGGCUUCCAAUGCUGUGGCUGUGAUUUUUGGCGAGAAGCUGCUAGGCGUGAUGUCAUGGAUCAUGCCUAUCUCUGUAGCUCUGUCCACCUUCGGAGGUGUAAACGGCUCUCUCUUCACCUCGUCUCGAUUGUUCUUUGCCGGAGCAAGAGAAGGCCAUCUUCCUCGUUUGCUGGCCAUGAUCCACGUGAACCGUUUCACCCCAAUCCCAGCGCUGCUUUUCACUUGCAUAUCAACUCUUCUGAUGCUCUGCACCAGCAAUAUAUACACCCUCAUCAACUAUGUGGGCUUCAUAAACUACCUGUUUUAUGGGGUCACUGUCGCUGGGCAGAUUGUGCUGCGUAUCAAACAGCCAGACUUGUAUCGACCAAUCAAGGUUAGCCUGGCGUGGCCUGUGAUCUACCUGCUCUUCUGGGCUUUCCUGAUCAUUUUCUCGCUCUACUCGGAGCCGAUGGUCUGUAGCAUUGGUCUGGCCAUCAUGCUGACAGGUGUCCCAGUUUACUUUGCCGGCGUCUACUGGGAAAACAAACCCAAACAAUUUAUUUCAUUCGUCGCUAAAAUGACACACUUGGGCCAGAAGUUAUGCCUGGUGGUGUAUCCCGCAGAAGACGAGGAGGAAGAUGAAGACGAAGAAAAUCAAGAAGAAGCUGAGGAGAAACUCUGACCGUGAUUUUAAGCAGAACAUGAGGUUCUUUUUAGGUGUUGGAAUGUAUUUGAAGUGUGGACACAAAGUACAGUCAUCCAUGAGGACUUCUGAGUGUUGAGUUUGCUCUGGCCUUAACAAUUGUCUGUUACAGUACUGCCAUCUACUGGCCAGGCUGUGAACUGCUAUGUAGCAAUGUACAUGUGCACACAAGAACAUGAAAUAUGGUAUUUAUGAUACGAUAUGAUACGAUAUUUUCAUUUGCUUCCGUUAUCUUUAUCUGUGGUGCUUCAUGUAGCAAGAAUUACAUUUUUGUGGAAGGUCUGUAAUUGUAAAUCUCAUGCUGUCACAAUUUGUUUACAUUUCUGCAUAGUUCAAUUUCAAUUGCUGACUUAACUCAGCCACACUGGUGGUGAUGGGAACCAGACGUCUGAACUGUUUACUGACUAUAAAAGCCAAAUGAGACAAACUUAUUACAGAACAUUUGGUAGGAAUAUGUUGCCUGAUGUCUGACACAGGGUUUUAUGAUAGUUUUAUAAGUUUUGGGCCAAAAUGUAUUUCAUUUUAAAUGUAUGGAAUGCAUGUCACAUUAGUGGCAUUAGUGGUAUUUUACAUGCAGGGCGUAAGGCAAACUAGAUCCUAAAGAAAACCUAUAUUUUCCUGAUUUACCAUUUGAAACAUUAUAUAUAAACCCUCAGAAGACAUGUGUAGCUGCACUGGCUGUUUUAGAUGGUAAAUAAAAUGUCUAUAUUGGCAUUGUAGACUUCACAACUCCUGGUUCCUAUCACUACUACUGUAAGGAACAUUUGUGUUAGUAAGUUUCUCAACAAUUAACUAUUGCACAUUAAACCACUCUGAAUGACUUUGUUUACAUCUCAACCACUGAACUAUGCAGAAAUUUGGAAAAAUAGAUGGCAUUCCAAUUUUACACAUUAUCGCUUUAAUGAUGCCGUUUGAUAAUAAAUAAUUACUAUUGUUUUACUGAUGUUUCAUAACUUGGUGGUUAAACUGGCUGUUCCAGAGUCUGAAACGGGAAACCUGAUGGAAAAUAUAAUUACAACUGGAAUGCCACGUUAAUAUAUAAUAAUGGGGGGAUAAGAAUAAGUGUAAAUAAAUGAUAAAACUGUGAA